Ascoidea rubescens DSM 1968 is the source of this 703-nucleotide messenger RNA. RefSeq lists its product as uncharacterized. The transcript has a single exon. NCBI's taxonomy places the organism in Eukaryota, Fungi, Ascomycota, Saccharomycetes, Ascoideales, Ascoideaceae. The coding region runs from base 134 to 703 and encodes 189 amino acids. The record is from RefSeq and is a predicted model, not a curated record.
AAAAGUAUCCAAAGUAUUUAAAGUAUUUAAAGUAUUAAUUUCAAAUACUAUCUUGAUAAUCAAUAGGGACAAAUUACAUUGAGGAAAGUUUUAAUAUUACUAAUUCUAAGGCUCAUUAGUUAAUUAAUUUAAAAUGGAUAGUUGUUGCUCUGAUUUCAAAAUUGAAGAAGUUGGAGAAGAUUUUUUUAAGAAUGUAACUUUAGAUGAUGAAAGCAGUACCAACAUUAAUAAACUUGAGAACAAGCUUUUGGAUAUUAUGAUUAUUAGUGUUGCUUUCGAAAAUCUUAAUAAUGCUGCUAAACUAUUUGCUCAGUUUUCUGCUAAAAAUCAAGAUUGCCAAAAUGGAAAUAGUCAGUAUGAGAAAAAUUGUAAAAAUAAAAACGAGGAUAGUGAAAAUACCAACCAUAAUACCGAUAAUAUUUUUGAAAAAAAUAUUUGCAGGUUUUACUCUCAUCCUAAAGUUCUUAAUGCAAUCAAUAGAGAUGAAAAUGCUUCAAAAAAGAAUGAUAGAAUAGUUUUUCAGUUUAUUCGAAUAGUUAAUAAAUAUUAUUUCAAUCCAAGAAAUAAUAUUAUUGAAUAUAAAAAUAAAAAUCUUCUAUCCAAUAAUGGAAGCGAUGACACUAGUUACUUUACUAAUAAUGAUUUUACUGAUUAUGAUACUAAGAUAAUGAAUUUUAUACUCUCAAUAUUAUCAAAAAUUUAG